CGCUCGUCUGCUCGAGUCAGUUGAACACAAGCAUUCGAAGCGAAAGCAUCUACUACUUAGCACUACCGUGCAAAAACCUCUAAUCUUUACCUCUCUCGUUUGAGAAGUAUACAUCGAUUUCACGAUCUAUUGAAUUUUUUGUCAAAGACAAACAGAAAUCAUGUCUCUAGUACCACUUCUAUUCUCUGACUGGUGGCAAGACUUGGAGCGCCCACACCGCAUCCUUGACCAGGACUUCGGUCUAGGUCUGCGCCCCGAACAGCUUUUGGCCCCGAGCGUCUUGGAAAGUUACAUCGUUCCUCGUGAGAGAAGACGCAGCCCGUUGACCAUGAUGUACUACAGACCCUGGAGCGAGCUCAUGCGUCAAGGAGAAGGCGGUGGCACUUCCACAGUCAAAGCCGACAAGGACAAGUUCCAGGUCGUUUUGGACGUACAGCAGUUCAAGCCCGAGGAGAUCAACGUCAAAGUCGUCGACAAGUUUGUCGUCGUCGAAGGCAAACACGAGGAAAAACAAGACGAGCACGGCUCCAUUUCUCGCCACUUCGUACGCAAAUACCUUAUACCAGAACAAUGUGAUGUGGACCAAGUCAGUUCUAGUCUCUCUUCUGAUGGUGUCCUCAGCAUCACAGCCCCACGCAAAGAGCAACCAAAGACCAACAACGAAAAAGUAGUCAAAAUUGAACACACUGGUAAACCAGCUAUUCGUGAGAACAGUGAGGAGAAGAAGCCUGUAGAGAAGAAAAAAGAGGAAACAGCUGAAAAGAAAAAAUAAGUGUAGUUUGCAUUUUCUGACGCUAAGAUUAAGGACUUUGAUUUAAGUUUUCAUGUAAUAAUAUUAAUGUUAGUUUCAUCGUUCACGACAUAAGAUAUAAAUUCAAUUUGUACCAGUGUUUACGAAGCUUGUAAUUGUUCCUAAGUAAAAGUAAAAGUCAUUAUAAAAUCAA
Molecule: messenger RNA, 944 nt
Organism: Trichogramma pretiosum
Lineage: Eukaryota; Metazoa; Arthropoda; Insecta; Hymenoptera; Trichogrammatidae
Product: protein lethal(2)essential for life-like
Exons: 3
Coding region: 161-772 (203 amino acids)
Biological process (GO): protein refolding; response to heat
Molecular function (GO): protein folding chaperone
Source: RefSeq, a predicted model, not a curated record